This is a messenger RNA of Drosophila yakuba, 878 nucleotides long. Its product is annotated as trypsin beta-like. Gene Ontology annotation, molecular function: serine-type endopeptidase activity. The coding region runs from base 36 to 818 and encodes 260 amino acids. Lineage: Eukaryota; Metazoa; Arthropoda; Insecta; Diptera; Drosophilidae. The transcript has a single exon. Gene Ontology annotation, biological process: proteolysis. The record is from RefSeq and is a predicted model, not a curated record.
CACUGCAAUCCAAAGUAUAGUGAAAACUAGUCGAGAUGUUCAUCGAAAGCUUCCUGAUCCUAUUGGCGCUCAACUUCCUGUCCGCAGGAGGAGUAAACCUACCCGAAGAACGCAUUAUCGGUGGGCACCCUACUAAAAUCGAAGAUGUUCCCUGGAUGGUUUCCAUCCAAAUAUACGGACAACAUUGGUGUGGAGGGUCCAUUUACAAUGCAGAUACCAUCAUAACAGCAGCCCAUUGCUUUUUUAAUAAUGGGACAAGGCUAGAUCCCCGAUAUUUUGAAAUUCGCGCUGGAUCGCACUCGAAACAAUCCAAUGGAACUCUUGUCAAAUUGGCCGCGGUAACAAUACAUGAAUAUUAUGUUCACAAAGAGUAUCCAUUUUUCGUUCUUAAAAACGACAUCGCCGUCGUUCGGUUAAGUGAACGACUUGAGUUUACCAGCAAAGUGCAGCCCAUUCCUUUGGCCGAGUCUAAUCCUGAACCUGGAACGAUGUCCUUUGCCACUGGCUGGGGAAGUAUGUACGGAACGGAUGCGGGGGAUCCGAGCAAAGGACCCAUAAAUCUUCAAGGAGUAAAGCUCCGCAUUGAAUCGCCUAACUUUUGUAGAAUAUCCCAUGAUGGAUCAAGGAUUUGCGCUGGAUAUUAUUGGCAAAACACUUGCAGAGGCGACUCUGGAGGACCAUUGAUAAUUAAUCGGCAACUUGUGGGUGUUAACUCCGCAGGUGGGGAAUUUUGCGAAACGCCAACAAUAUUCUCAAGUGUGUCCUACUACCGAGAAUGGAUUUUGAAUGCUAUUAAAUCUUUUCCCCAACAUGUUUAGCAAUGUUCUUAACACAAUCAAAUAAAUAUUUACUGCAGCAUAUGUCAAAAGCAACAGAAA